Molecule: messenger RNA, 273 nt
Organism: Suillus discolor
Lineage: Eukaryota; Fungi; Basidiomycota; Agaricomycetes; Boletales; Suillaceae
Exons: 3
Source: RefSeq, a predicted model, not a curated record
GGAGACAUUUCCCAUAUCAAGAGGGGAGGAUAUAAUUUAUCUGAGGCACUUGGCUGGCCUUCUUCGGAUUAUGAAGAAACUCAUACAUUUGUGGUGCAACUCGCCCACGAACAUCUUAACAUUAGCAAGUCCUUGAGUUCACAAACAAAGGCCGGUUUGACUAUUGUAUAUGCAGAAGCAAAGAAACAGUAUCAUGUCCUUGAUCGUCAUGAGGAUAAUUGGGUUGUUGGUGAUAUGCUCCGUAUCUUCUUGAAAAACAGUCAUAGUCGUUAG